Molecule: messenger RNA, 8203 nt
Organism: Amoebophrya sp. A25
Lineage: Eukaryota; Dinophyceae; Syndiniales; Amoebophryaceae
Source: the annotation of a GenBank genome assembly
UGAAGAUCAAGAUCCUUAAAAGAUGAAGAUCCACAAAUAUGAGCGAAUCGAUCGAAUCGGCGAGAAGAUCUUCGUUCUGUUGCUUAGACGAUGAUCGCGUUGAAAGACACCUCAAGAACAGGCAAAUGAAUGAAUGAGUGAUCGAGACUAGUCUCUGUUGGAAGAUUUGAGUUGAAGAAUCGGUUGUGGGAAGUUCCUUUCGUGCCAACUAGAUCGCAAGAACUGAGACCCUAGAUCGAUAAUCCCAAGAUCUAUAAUGAAAGAAUGUCCACCCUCGUAGAAAAUCCCUAGAUUUUUUACUAAAGACGAGAGUGAGUGUCGUGACUUUUACUAUGGAGUGGUGUACUUUUACUCCUAAGUAGCUCGUCCAAAAAGAAGUCGUUUUUCGAAUCUCUUCCAUCGUUCGUUACUUCAUUUUGAGGUUUUCAGGGUGUCAUCGUAUAGUCUCGGGGUUGGGAUGCUAGCCAGUGAGAGACUCAAUGGAGUGGACUUUAAAACAAGGUGGAUAACUUAUUUGACUUUCUUAGAAACGAAACAGACACUCGUUCAUAUAAUUCUUUGCAUUUUCACAUUCGCGUUCUAGUUUGAUGAAUUUUGUUGUAAAAUAUCGAGACGUAAUAUUAACUUUCAUUCUAUCUUGUUUGACGAAGAAGAAAAAUAACUCCCAUUUCUUCCUCAACAUCUUAGCUACAUCAAAAUCCUUCCAAAUCUAAUCAAAAAGGUUAGAAAAGAGAGGAGACUUGCUCCUCUAUUGUUCGAGACCACCACGACUCCCAUUUUGAGUUCCCGCUAUUCACUAGAGAAUAGAUUGAUUCGUGGGAAAAGAUUGACUCCUACAACUUAUCCAUCAUCCUACGACCUAGACCUACUAUUGACUCUUUUCUACACCUGUUGUUCACGACGAGGACCCAGUACACAAAACCAUAACAAGGAAUAGCUUGAAGAAAACAACAACAACAGCAAGAACCACAACUAAGUCUCACUUUCACAACUCAACUCCUUGUUCUUGUUCACUACAUUAUAUCGUCCUAUCUUAUCCGACACACAACAGCAGAACGGAACAAAACAAGAUGGGUGACUUUCCGGAUGUGGGGCUGAUGUUCUUCGCGAACCUGUUCAGUGCGAUUGCGUCAUGCCACUUGAGUCUCUGUCAUUACAUGUACUUCACGGCUUGGGCCUACAUCGCAUCUGGAAAUGCUCCAGCGAUCCCUCCGGACGCAACCGACAAAGGAAACGAGAAAAUGGCCGUGUGGUAUCCUGCCUCCAUCAACACACAGUGGCUUAUCAUUUAUGAAAGAAGAACACGAAGUUGCUGUAAAAAUCCUUGUACAUGAUCAAAAUGAUCCAAAUCUUAUAGUAGUGUAGACCACGUCUUUUAGACUUCUGAAGUGGGUACCUCUACCUUCAUUCAUUGUGACUCAACGUAGAUACAACAACGAAAGACCACAGUUAUUUAUUUCAACAACUAGUAGCAUCUACUUAUUAAUAUACUUUUGACGCUCUUCCUCCUCCUCCUUCAUUUUGGGACAUGCGAGUGGUUUGCCUGCUUCGUUUGCCUUCUGAUAUGGUCGCACAAGUGGGGCGACGGGUUGGGCAAGGCCGGAAACUGGAUCAAGAUGCUUGCAACGGUCUGCUUCUUUGUUGAGGACGCCUUCUUCUAUGUCGGAGCAGUCGACGCAAACUGGUUUGGGCAACCGGGUAUUACCGACGGCUGUUUGUUUGCGCUAUUUAAGGCUCAAAUAAUGGAAAAUAUACCUACAACCCAAACACUUCCCCUUCCCCCCUUGUGCAAACUUCAGACGUACCCCUGGAUUGGGUUUACUACUACUACUAAUACCACUACUAUGAUGAGAAUUCGUCGUGGUCUAUUGUUUUAGAGUCAAGACAGAGAGAGUGGCUGCAUCCUCUUCACAGAGAGAGAGUAGCAUUGAUGUCCUGUGAAUUUGACAAAUUUUUUGCUCAAGCUGAAGUAAACGAGCUGAAGUAAAGAGAUGUCUAGCUGAAGUAAAGAGCUGUCUUCCUAACUAGAUAGUUUUUUUGUAAUUAAACUAAUAGUCGUGCGUUCCUGCAUGGAUAUCUCAUGAUAUAUCUCUUCAUCAGAAGUAUUUACGUCUCGUCAAAUCCUGUGUGCUGACUGGGUAUCUCGUCAAAUCAUAAGGACUUACUACAUCUUCAUAUCUUCAAGAGUACUUACAUACAUCAUCUCCUUACUUCUACAUCUUCAUAAAUACUUACUACAUGUGGUGUUGUUCCCCUUCCCCCGCUAACUAAUGCGGCAUUACCUUGUUUUGGAUUGGAGGAGUUGUUCACACGAUCGGAUUUGUGAAGCUAUUCGGCUGGAAAAAUUUGACCACGUUGGGUAUCUUCCUCCUCAUGCUUGGAGCUUUCAUUUUGUUAUGGGACAAAACACUGCAUCUUCCUCUGAUCUUUCUUUUUUCUAGUUAGGUCGGCUCAGUAGUAAUUACCAUGCUAGGUCUGUAGUGUUGGUUUUUGCUCUUUCCGGCUUAGUACGUUACUGUAUGCUCAAUGGAUUCAUUUCCUCUGGGCCUGGUCUCAAAACUGAUUUGGUAGAUCACAUUGGAGACAUAUGACAUGACAUGACCACAAAUUAUAUUGUCUUCUAGUAGGACUAUCAGAACUUAUCUCUACGAUCCUAGGCUUGUCCCUGCAAUCAAUAUGGACUGCUCCUAGUCCUCCAGCGACGCAGCUUAUAAAGAACUUAAAGUAGAAAAGUUAGGUUCUAAUCAUCAUGAUUUUUUUCCACCUCUUGGCGCACUUCCCGUCGACGGCGAUGUGGCAAGACUUCCCGGACACUGUGCGAAUGUUCACUUGUUUGGUUAAGGCUCAUCUUCAAGUACUAGUUGUAGUUCCUUUGUACAUAGAAGUUUAGUUCUUCGUUCAGGGAGAAACUGCUUUCUCCCUGUUGUCAAAAACUCAGCAGUUUCUCCCUGAAAAGAAGAACUAAACCUUCUUUAGGAUCAUUCUACUACUACGCAUUCGAAGCGGGGGCUCACACUAGAGUAGAAGAAUGAAUCUAAAGUAGAAGAAUGAAUCUAAAUGAAGAUUCAGUCUAAAUGUGGAGAGAAAUGCAGGCUUGUCUAGGAAAAAUGAAUUAUCCGCCUAGAGCUGUUCUAAUCUGAGUGACGGUCUUUUGUUCACCGGAUCCGUGGUGCUGCUAACGCCCAUGAUCGAAAUCCUCUUCAACAAGCCAGAGGAUGAGUCUGAAGGUAUACAUAGUAGCAACCUGGAUUAAGAAUACAUAUUUCAUCUCACUCACACUCUAGUAUCCAUGAGAUUCUUGUUUCUCAUUACGACAAAAGUACACCAAUCGAUCCACUUCAUUCUUUCCUUAUCCUUUCGCUUUCCUAGCUAGCAGAAGCUGGUACCGCACACUUUUUUGACACAUGAUUUUCCCAUCUAUCCGACCUAUCCCACGUCCACCCACGUCGUCCACCAGGCGCAAUCCGCAAGAGUUUGACCGCUGGUGCGGAUGAUGCGCUACUAGCAGGGUACGGGGCCACCUCUAUUGUUAAGGGUGCAAGAAAUCUCCCAUUUUCAGACUGUCACCUUGGUCCUCCCGUUUUUUUUGAAGGGACGAAAAGGAGACCCAAGAUGCUGCUCAAGAUGGAUAAUUUCUCUUAGUUCUUCUAAUAUUGAUGCCAAACCUCUGGCCGAUCACCCUCUGAACAGCGAGCAUGCGGCACUCGUGAUCGUCGACUUCCAGAAAGACUUCAUGGAGGGUGGCGCUUUGGCCGUCCCCGGAGCCGAUCAUGUGCAGUACAAGGGUGCCAUGGAAAACUUCAUAAAAUUCUGCCGAUCCGAAUUCAAGUGUCAUUAAGGCUUUUCUUGCUCCUCUGAAUUCAGUGAAGAUGGACGAAGAAGUGUUGAUUUAGAUUUACUAGUGUUCUUGAUAGAAAUAGCGUUUGCACAUUGAUGACAUUUUGAAUCAACAUUUGUUUUGCCUUAACGUGUUACUUACUACUACUACUUACUACUUACUACUUACUACUUACUACUUACUACUUACUACUUAGAGAACCUAUUCAUUUUGCCGAACACUACUACUACUACUUACUAAGAAAAAGAUAGGACCACGUAGAGUAAACUUGCACGAACUCGCUCCGCUAAUCCUCAAUCGUUUGGUCCCAAGACUCGCAUUGUCCUGGGCAUUCCAGUUUUAUCACCAGCUAUGACGAGGCAACGAUCAAGGAAAAGGGUAUGGCGGUCUUCCAACCUUGCAAACUCACCAGAAAGAACGAAGCUGGAGAAGACGAAGAAUAUGAACAGGUAUACUUAAGAUGAACUUGUAGUUUGGUGAUUUUUUUCCACAAUACAUGCUCAUAGCGAGUAGGUGCUUCUCUGAUGUUUUUUCUUUCUCAUACUUUCUCAAGAAGACUUUCCUCUUUAAGUGUGGGCGCCUAAGCCACAUCGCUAUUUCCUAAACCACAUCAACUCCUUCUCGACCAACAGGGCUACCUUUCUAUCAACCUUCAAAUCAACUUCUUCCCACAUCAACUCUUUAUCACGUCAACUCCUUUCAGACCAUCUGGCCAGAGCACUGCGUAGCUGAUACCCCGGGAUGGAUGUGCGUGAUGUCCCCACUCACUGCCGAAUAUAUCCAACGCAAGGGUGAACGCAAAGAAUUCGAUUCUUACUCUGCAUUCAAGGUAAUUUUUGAUUUCGAUAAAGACAAAUAAGGGUACAUACUUUUUGAUCUUGACUCUCUAACGCCCUAUCUAAUAAGGAAACUCAGUCUUGCUUUUCUAUUCAAAGGAUGAGGAUCUUCGAUAAGAAAACAGCAUUCCCUCGUCUAAUAGGAUCUUCGAUAAGAAUACUUUUUCCUCGUCUUAAAGGCUAUUCUCAAGCACUAAUUGAUUGUUCUCUAACAGUUAUAGUACUCUUCAUCCACUUGUUUCACAGGAUGACGGUGGCAAGAGAACCGGCUUGGGCGACUAUUUGAAGAAUAAAGAUAUCAACACGGUCGUGUGCGUCGGCUUGGCGACAGAUUACUUUAUGACGAACACUUUCUUAGAUAAGUACGUGUUUCAGUUUCACUUGCAGUUGAUUUGAAGAUUGUUCACUCAGUCAGGGACAGGGACAGUCCCAUCCGGAUUCGAUUUUGUCCUCUAGGUGGGGUUCUACACUUUCAGUCAGUACGUAGUAGUAGCCCCGAGCACUCCCUAGCACUUUUGUUAUCUAUCGUGGAUUUUGAUUUGAAAAGAAAGUACGUACGAACUCUCCUAUUGCAGAUUCCUUUUAAAAAGUUUUUGCAACUUCUCACUACACUCUAAUUCCCGCGUGAAAUUCACCUGCCUGGACUCUGUGGGCGAAGGAUUCAAGACCUUCGCGAUCCCGAGUUUGUGCCGUGGCAUCGCCCCCAACUUCGACUGGGCUAACUACACUGAUGGAGGCGUCGAGCUCACCAACGAUCCGUCUGUGACGCCGCAGACUGCAUAGACUGGAGGAAUCGUGUUGGAGUAAAGAAAAGUGAGUACUAGCUUUACACACAGGAGUUUAAGAGCAUAGAAGAACGACUGUUGGAGUUGCUGGAAAGAGAACACAACUUUAUUUUGACAUCUACUUUACACACAGGAGCUGACUCAUUCGAGGAACGAUUGUUGGAGUUGUAAAGGAAAAGGAGGUUCUUGUAAGGAAACGGAGCAGGCUCUUGUAACAAACAGCUUGAUCAUCCGUGUGUAAGUGGCUGUUUGUAGUAUCAAUAAGGAGGAAAAGACUUCGAGUAUAUAAUGAGUUGCACAUGGUCCUCGUGUAAAGGUGAACAACAGAAAGUAAGGGGAAGUAACAUCGUGACGAAACACUACGACGAAACACUACUAAGACAGGAGUCUGCGGCCCUGAACGACUUUGUGCGAGAUUUAUUGUCUUGCAUUGUAUUGCAUUGUUGUAGGUAGAAGAAGCAGUUGAAUAUAUUGCAUGAUCGAAGAGUCAGUAGGCGAAGAUCAGUAGACGCGAUGACCUACUGAUCUUCGAUCAUCUACUGAUCUUCGAUGAUUUACCUAACGAUGACCAUCAGUAGUAUUUAGUUGUGCACCUAAGCCUCACUGUAGUGGUCAGUGGCCUUCUACCACCUGACUGUACUACCUCCUAAUAUCGUCAGUAGUCUUCUAGUUGCCACCAAAACUAUCAUCAGUAUAGUGGUCAGUCGUCUUCUACCUGAUCAUCAGUAGGUGCGAUGACCAGGUGGAAGUUCUAGAAGAAUUAUAGUCCGCUAGAGAUUUGUACUUGUACUUGCUAGAAGAAGAGAUGGAAGAAGUGUUAUUACUUUUAGGUCACUGCUUACGAGGAGAUGGAAAGAGUAUUGCACAGUGCUUUUUACGAGUAUUAACAUAGUUUUUAGGUCUAUAAUUCAGAGCGGGGAUCGUGGAGAAUUAUGGUGGAGUUGUAAUGUCAUCGAACAUUCAUGUAAAAAAAGAGUACGCAUAGCGAUCUUUAUUUUCAUGAGCAUCUCACCAAGUGCAUAAAGUCUAAGAGAUGGGCAUAAUAUUUUUGCAUAAGAGUAGAACAGGCAUACGUAUAUAGACGUGCAUGAACAGAUUACAACAUUUAUAUUCUGCCACAACACAACACAGCAUGAGAGCCACAUCACCCUACAUCUAUUACACCUACUACAUGAGAUCAUGAGAGAAUUCAUAUAAUAAUAAUUGUUCCUCCAACUUCAAAAUAAAGUUUAGAUCAUCAUUAACAACAUUCCCCAACACGACAUGAUAAAACUUUAGUGGUAUAGAAGUUAGACUGAGUUUCAUAACGUAUUACUGUGCGACACCUUAACACAGGAUAAAAAUAGCAUGGACGUCAUGAGAGCAUCGACACCCCCUGACCCAUUGACUCAGAUAUUCAAAGAAAGGACAUAGCUAUCAUCGGGCUAUUAUCUUAUGGAGGUACUACAAUCACGACAUCAAACGGGAUUCAAUAGAAUCACACCACCAUGAACAGGAAGUUCAUGCGAACUUCAACAGCAUAGAAUUACGACGAGGAUUUAUUCUUAGGUGGAAAAUCCUUAUCGCAUUUCCUUUCUGACUAAAUAUGUAUUCUACUUGGAUAUUGACUCAAUUUAAUUAUAGUAGUAAGUUACUACAAACUCAAACUUUUUGUUUACCCGACGACGACAUGGAGACUACUUGUUCUUCUUGGGUUCGUUCUUUGGGUAACGUGCACAUAAAAACCGCUACCGCCACCCAUCAUAGUUUCGUCGUGUAACAAGGAGCCUAAAGGUGCAUUCAAGUAACUACUACACUUCUUGUGAUACAGAAGACCAGAUAAUUGAAAAUCUAAAUUCCGUAGAGAUUAUCGUACAUAUUUUGUCAUGGAUUCGUUUGUUCCCAAAUUUACUUUGAAAAUAUUCAUCUAAUCUUGGAAAACUGGAAAUUCAAGGCCAUUCUCAGUACACUGUUUUAGAAGAGAGGAGAUAUCUCUUAUCCUCUUCGAGAAGGAGGAGAAGGAAAAGGUCUGAUACUUUCAGAUGAUUCAGAUGAAAGCUACUCGUACAACUACAAUGUCCCCCUGAAGCCGAGACCUCUUGCAACGACCACACGAAGAUACUGCUUUUAGCUUAUGACUAAUAGAGAUUUCAUGUAUCCUCUCUCUUUUCAGUCGCUGGCAGGAUUAUUCAGAAGUGAGAAGCUGGACCAUGAUUACGAUGAGUAGUUGACACUACUCGCGAAACUUGUUCUUGUCCUCCUUCUUGCUGUGCCAAAUAUUUCUAGAGUAGGUUUAGAAAUCUAUGUAAAUAGCUACUAGCUAGUAACUGGCCAAGUCAUCUAGGUUCGCCUCCGAGGAUUAUUUUCGGUCUCAGAGACUUGCAUUCUUGUGUGACCGUCCAAAGGGAAGGUAGCACGCCAACACAUAAAGGUAGGACGCCAACACAUAGAUCAUAAGGGUAGAAGGACCGACGCCUGUGAAAAUGAAGAUUGACUAUAAGAUGGUGGACACAUCUUCAACCUUCUCGUGCUGUGCUCCUUAUGUUCACGACUUGUUAUAGUGAGCAUGAUAUAUUGAGAUGAACCAAACCCACAACGCAACGCAACAAAAAUUUGUAAGUGUCAAAAAUCACGUCCAGAUGAUCUAUCACCUUACGAUUACAUUUCUCCUGUGAAAAAAAGAUGACAACGAAAAAGCUUAGACUUUUCUCUUUGUGCUGGUUGUAGUUCUUGUCUGUUUUACUAUGUCUUUUCGAGUUCGAGAC